Schistocerca gregaria is the source of this 537-nucleotide messenger RNA. RefSeq lists its product as uncharacterized. NCBI's taxonomy places the organism in Eukaryota, Metazoa, Arthropoda, Insecta, Orthoptera, Acrididae. The record is from RefSeq and is a predicted model, not a curated record. The transcript has a single exon. The coding region runs from base 1 to 537 and encodes 178 amino acids.
AUGGGACUAUAUGCAGACGACACGGCUUACUGGUGUAUAGAACUACGCACAACGACACUGCAACGAAAAACGACCACAUACCUCCACCGCCUAGAAACCUGGAUGGCAAAAUGGAGGAUACGACCAAACCCAACCAAGACACAGACAGUCCUCUUCAGACACUUAUCAAAAAAGAAACAACAGAACGAACAUGACAUCCGACUAACCCUCUGGAUUAGCCCCCUACAACUAAACGACACAGCUAGAUACCUCGGAGUACACCUAGACAAACAUCUCAACUGGAAAACACACCUAGCGUACCUCCUUAACAAAACCCGACUCAGACAAAACCUAAUACGACAAGUGCAAGGACGCUUCCAUGGCUGCAAUACUCAAAUAGCAAUAAAUACCUACAAAACUUUCAUUCGUCCAGUUCUAGAGUAUGCUGCAGCCCCCCUGGGAGGCAUACAUGCACCGAUUACAAAAAGUCUGUUCAGCACAGAACGCAGACUAAUACGAAGUAUCGCAAGGCUACCGUUUCUAACACCAAGCAAUUAA